UUUUGAAAACGAGUGAAUAAUAGAUGCAUGUUGAUUCAGGUUUUCGACAUCAGACUCCAGAUACAACCAAUGAAAGAAUUCAUGAUUUACCACCACGAUAUUAUGGAGGUCCUACAGCAAGAGGGCGCAGGGAGAAUCGCAGAGAUGAUCGAAGACGAACUACUGAUGAUGAAGAUACUGUGCUGGAUAGCCAGGACAUAUCUAGGGCAAAUAAAGUAAACAAUCAUACCACAAGUGCAACAGUGACUGAAGCUCCCCAGAAAGAUGACGACAUUUUAGAAAAUAUUUCAAAUUCACAAAGAGAUGUGAAAGGUCGAUCAACCCGAUCGUUGUCUUCACGAAAAAUCGAAACUAAGCCAAAAGAAGCCAUGGUCAAUGGAACAACUGUAUAAAAUUUAAUCCAGGCCAAACCAUUUUCUUUAUGCGCUCGAUAACUACGUAAUCAGAACUUUUUUGUUUUGUUACUGUUAAUGUGUUUGUUGCAAUUAAUUUCAUUAUUAUAAUGUAAUUUAUUAAUCAGCGGGUUGUCUGCUACCCCAUCUUGGAUGAAACCAGAUUACUUGGUUCUGUGAACCCAGACAUCUCAUUUUAGAGAGACUGCCCAGUGUUAUUGUUGUUCAAUACAAUAAAUCAAGCUUAGUGCGAUAGACAAUACUUGCAUAACUGGAAUAUUCGUGACAACUUUUCCAAUUUUCAUACAUGUAUAUUACUUAUCAGCGCACAUGAAACGAUUUUGAAAUUACAAUUUUAAAGUUUGCUUGUAGUUAAAAUUUGAUUUUUUCUCCAACACAUUUCAUUAACUUUUCAUUUCAUACAUUCAUAAAUCUGUAAGAUUGUUACAGAUUAUUUUCAUCUCAUUUUUUAUAUAGACAAAACAUUGUAAAUAUACCCAUCUUAUUUGUUUUUGUAUAUUUCUUUCGAGUGCUCAUUUUGUGUUGAAAUCACUAAUAUAUUUAUACAUCAAAUACAAUUACUAUCAAUAAAUUGGCCUGACACAAAUAACA
Molecule: messenger RNA, 1004 nt
Organism: Leptinotarsa decemlineata (Colorado potato beetle)
Lineage: Eukaryota; Metazoa; Arthropoda; Insecta; Coleoptera; Chrysomelidae
Gene: Fmr1
Product: synaptic functional regulator FMR1
Biological process (GO): mRNA transport; positive regulation of long-term neuronal synaptic plasticity; regulation of mRNA stability
Cellular component (GO): nucleus; cytoplasmic stress granule; neuron projection
Molecular function (GO): translation regulator activity; mRNA 3'-UTR binding
Source: RefSeq, a predicted model, not a curated record